Messenger RNA from Paramisgurnus dabryanus, 3562 nucleotides. RefSeq names its product bridging integrator 1b (gene bin1b). NCBI's taxonomy places the organism in Eukaryota, Metazoa, Chordata, Actinopteri, Cypriniformes, Cobitidae. Gene Ontology annotation, molecular function: phospholipid binding; tau protein binding. The record is from RefSeq and is a predicted model, not a curated record. Gene Ontology annotation, cellular component: synaptic vesicle; plasma membrane; cytoplasm.
UCCCAGUACCCACAGGCGCAUAACGAAAUAGACCUCAGGCUGUUUAACCAUUUUCAAGGUUAACUUUGUGAUACGGUUCGGUUUUGAAACAGUAAACUGUCUCACCGCGUCUUAAACCACGUACUGUCUCUUUAAGAGGCUUCACCCGCGAACUCCUGUCCGAGCGUUCUCCAAAAGUGACUUUUUUGCCUGUCCUGCUGUUUCUGCCCGCGCUUUACUUCAUCCGUGACUUCUUAUUUAUUUAUUUAUUCACGUUGGAAACUUGAAGGUACUCUAAACAUGGCAGAGAUAGGGAAAGGGGUCAGCCCUGGAAAACUGGCGAGUAAUGUACAGAAGAGGAUAACCCGAGCGCAAGAGAAGGUGUUACAGAAGUUGGGGAAGGCUGAUGAGACGAAAGACACGGCCUUCGAAGAGGAGGUGGCGAACUUUAACAAGCAGCUGGCUGACGGCACCAAACUCCAGAGAGACUUAAAGGCGUAUUUGGUGGCAGUCAAAACGAUGCACGAGUGUUCAAAGCGUCUGCAUGACUGUCUGGCAGACAUUUACGACCCCGAGUGGUUUGGCAAAGAAGAGGUGAACUCCCUCGUGGAGAACACUGACCACCUGUGGCAAGAGUUUCACCAGGAGCUUUUGGAUAAUGCCGUCGUUACCAUGGAUACAUACUUGGCUCAAUUUCCAGAUAUAAAGGCUCGCAUUGCAAAGCGUGAAAGGAAGCUGGUCGACUUUGACAGUGCCAGGCAUCACUUUGCCUCCAUACAGAAAGCCAAGAAAAAGGAUGAGGCCAAAAUUGCCAAAGCUGAGGAAGAGUUGGGGAGAGCUCAAAAGGUCUUUGAAGAGAUCAAUUAUGAGCUUCAGGAGGAGCUUCCCACCCUGUGGAACAGUCGUGUUGGCCUCUAUGUUAACACAUUCCAGAGCGUUGCCGGCCUGGAAGAGAAAUUUCACACGGACAUGGGCAAACUGAACCAGAAUCUAAGCGACAUUAUGACCAAACUGGACGAGCAGCGUCAAGUCAAAAAAGAUGUCAAUGCAGCCAGCACCGAGGAAAGUGAAACGGCACCCAACCACAACCUCUCUGGGUCUGAUUCUGGGUCAGACAUCCCUAAAUCUCCGCCAAAGUCCAGAGAAGAUCCGCCGGUUUCACGGCCCAGCAGACCGACCUCAUCUCAGGAGGUGAUAGAGGACGACAUCAUUGACCUGAUAGAAGAUACACUUGUUCCUGAUAAUAAUAUUACAACCCCUUCACAGAAUGAAACUCCAACAGUGACAAAUGGUUCUUCAGAUGCUGAGCUGCCACCUUCUGUUUUGUUUAAGGUGAAAGCAAUUCAUGACUAUGGAGCAACAGACAACGAUGAACUCGAUCUGAAAGCUGGUGACAUUGUGCUUGUGCUUCCCUUCGCCAACCCAGAUGAACAGGAUGAUGGCUGGUUAAUGGGCGUAAAAGAGUCACACUGGCUUCAAAACAAAAACCUGCUAGCUAAAGGCGUCUUCCCUGAAAACUUCACCCAGAAACUGUAAGCGGAACGACCGUCGGACUCUCCUCAGAAUCGAACGCUAUCAUCUCCACGCUUUAUUUUCUCGUGGUUUUUCAAAAAUAAGGGCUUUCAAUCUAUUCUAUAUACUGUGGUCCCGUUUAUUGACAUUAAAGUGAAUUAUUAAGGGCAUUGGAGCAACACAUUAUUUCACACUAACUUUGUUCUUAUGCUUUGUUUGGGUCAGUGGUGUCAUCAACUGACUUUUGGUUAUUUAUUUUAAUCCAUUUUUCGAAGUAAUGUGUCUAACAUUGCAUGACAUGUAAAGGUCUCUCUUUGACAUUAUGAUCAAUCAUUUCAUAUUUAUAUUCUGUAUUUGUUUAAAUAUUGAUGUCUGCGGGUAUAAGACACCAAAGGUUAGAAAACUAAAUGUAUACUUUGGGACAAACCACUAUAUACAAAGCGAUUCACUUGACAACCCUUUAGUGACGUACUGUAAAACUGAAGAGCUUAUAAACAUUGUUUUUCAUUUGUCUUGAGUAUUUCGUAGAUCUUUAUGGAGUGGUGAGUAAAUGCUUUAUUGUUAAACUGGAGAUAAGUCCAUCUUCUGCUGUCCAUUUACAGAACUGUUCAAAAUGUAUUUGCAUUACAAUUCACAUAUUUAAAUUAUUUUGAUCUGGAAAAUGUAUUAUGAAACACUGAGCCCUAAAAAAAAUUUCUGACAAAUAUACUGAUAUGCUGAAAAGAUGCUUUGCCAAAAGAGUGUUGAAUCCCACUUAGAGGUGAUUUUUUUUUUUUUACAAAUAUUUUGCUGCUGUUUGUUUAUUAUAAAGUCUGAAAUUGUCAGUCUGUACUUCCAGGGUUUAUAUCAUUCACUGCCUCUGAGCUGUUUACAUAUUAGGGCUGUGAUUUUCAUAUUUCAUUCAUCUCAAAGCUCUGUAUUUGAAUCCGGUUUGAAUAUUGAAAUGCUUGUAGGGCCUUUAAAAAAAUGACGGAUGCGGGGAACAUUUAUUCACUGUUCUUUUUAACAUCAAUGUUCUUGAAUGACCUUUUUGAAUGAUAAGGCUCAGAUCUGUAUGAGAAGGUGUGAGGGGAUGUUUUUCUUUGAACAGCAAAUUGCAGACAUACUUUACAUUUUACAAAGAUUACAGAUUGUUUACCUCAAGGAAGUCUUUGUUAUAGUGUCGAUUCAUGUCGUAGUUCAAUGCAACUUGGGCUCGUGUGGUUAAUAAAUGUGACCCUGGACCACAAAACCCUGAGGGUAAAUUUUUUUUAAAUAAAUAUAAUAAAUCGACUUUCCAUUGACGUACACUGUAAAAAAAAUCCGUAGAAAUUACAAUGGUAUUGCAGCUGGGUUGCCGGUAAUUUGCCGUAGAUUUACAUUUAUGUUAUUUUCUGGCAAGAGUUUGUUCAAAGUUAAAUAAAUUUUAAAUAUUAACAAGUCUUUAUCUUUACAGAAUAAAACUAUACAAUAACAGCCUCAUGCAAAGCAUUCUGGGAACCAGAAAUUAUCAUAAACCUUUUUCUGUUUUUUGCUUCAGAUUUUGUUUCCCAGAAUGUUUUGCUUGAUGCUGUUUUUUUAGUUUUACUCUGUAAAGACAAAGACUUGUAAAUGUUAAAUGUUCAUUUAACUUUGAACAAAACGUUUCCAGUAAAUAACAUAAAUUUAAAUCUACGGUAAAUUACCGGCAACCCAGCUGCAAUUUCUACGGAUUUUUUUUUACAGUGUACAGUUUGUUAGGAUAGGACAAUAUUUGGCCGAGAUAUUUGAAAAACUAUUAAGAAAAUCUCCUUUAAAAUUGUCUGAAUUAAGUCCUCAAAAUAUCUUCAUGGUAUAUGAUCUUUACUAAAUAUUUGGCAUACAAAAAUUAUAAUUUUACCCAUACAAUGUUGGCUAUUGCUACUAAUAUACCCGUGGAACUUAUGACACUGAUUUUUGUGGUCCAGGGUCACAAAUAUAAAGCAAUAUUUCUAAUAGUCAACCCCUUAAAUAUGAUUGACAGAUUAUAAAUCUUUGGGGCAGUUUCCCGGAAAGGGUUUAGAUUAAUCCAGGACUAGGCCUUCAUAAUAUUAGGAAAUAAGCAAACAAUACA